AUGACGACGAUUGGAAAAAUUGAUGUUUUUGAUGAAACACAAGAAAGCUGGGAGACGUAUGUCGAACGAGUACAACAUUUUUUCGCUGCAAACGAUGUCGACAACAAUCAUCAAGUGCCAACUCUGCUGAGUUUAAUUGAAACAAAACGUAUUCAUUAUUAAAGGAUUUAGUUUUGCCAGAAAAGCCUGCAGACAAGAACUUUGAUGAAAUAGUAAGUACAUUACAGAAGCAUUUAAAUCCUAAACCACUAGAAAUAGCCGAACGGUUUCGUUUUUAUAAGAGAAAUCAGCAAGAAGGGGAGAGCAUUUUAAGUUAUAUAGCUGAGUUAAAGAAAUUAACCACACGUUGCAAUUUUGGAAGUAACUUGGAAGAAACCUUGCGCGACAGAUUGGUGUGUGGAUUAAGUAAUCAGCAAAUUCAGAAACGUCUCCUUGCAGAGUCAAAAUUAAAAUUCUCCAAAGCUGUUGACAUAGCAGUUGCUAUGGAAACAGCCACUCGAGAUGCUACAGAGAUCCACAGAAAGGGUAGAGAAGAAAAACCUCUUGGUCUUGACAAACUGACACUGAACAGACCCUCGAAUAGAUCAGAUAGUGGCCCACCUUCCCCUGUAGUGUGUUAUCGAUGUGGAGCUAAUACCCAUGUUGCAACUGAGUGUAGAUUUAAGAAAGAAGUCUGUCACAAGUGUGGAAAGAGAGGUCAUAUUCAAAGAGCUUGCCGGGCACAACAAAGCCAGGGGCCCGGUAGACCCUCGCCCAGAUCAAGAUACCAGAAAUCGACCAAUGCCAUAGAGACCGAACCAGAUGAGUAUGAACACUUGUUGAAUAACCUAGAAGUUCAUAAUGUAAACAAAUCAAACAGUGAUGUCAUAUGGGUUGACGUGAAAGUUGAAAAUCAACCACUAUCCAUGGAACUAGACACAGGAUCGGCCGUGUCCAUUUUGCCAUAUGACAUGUUCUUGGAAAGAUUUCGCGACAAGAAGUUAGAGAAAACAACCACCGUACUAAAGACCUAUACUGGUGAACUGAUUGUUCCAGUUGGUUACCUUACCAUGCAAGUUGAAUACUUAGAUCAAUCAUGUCAAUUGCCAUUCCAUGUAGUCCAGACUAAGGGUCCCGUGUUAAUGGGUCGAGAUUGGCUUCACAAGCUUCGCCUCAACUGGAAAACCAUUAAGUUGUUGAAAUCCUCAGAUUCCAGCCAUAGAAACCCUGGCACGACUACACAAGAGAAGCUGAAAAACCUAUUGGAUACGUAUGCAGAGGUUUUUGAAGACAAGCUGGGAACUUUCAAAUCUGCCAAAGCAAGGAUAACCCUCAAAGAAGGUAGUCAACCACAGUUUCGCAAAGCUCGUCAGGUCCCAUAUUCCUUACGACCGAAAGUGGAGGAAGAACUGAAGAGACUUCAGAGCGAAGGUAUUUUGUCGAAAGUAGAGUGGAGUGAUUGGGCGACACCGAUUGUACCAGUGCCGAAACAAGAUGGUUCAGUCCGUAUUUGUGGUGACUUCAAAGGUACUAUUAACCCAACACUACAAGCAGAACAGUAUCCUCUGCCUCGAAUCGAAGAUAUCUUUGCCCAUUUAGCUGGUGGGAAAAAGUUUUCCAAGAUCGACCUCCGCCAAGCUUACCAUCAGAUUGAGCUGGAGGAAGAAUCCAAGAAGUACCUUACAAUUAAUAGGUCCAUGGGCUUGUUUCAAUACAAUCGAUUGGUAUUUGGUAUUACCUCUGCUCCCGCCAUUUGGCAGCGUACCAUGGAGCAGAUUCUGGAAGGAACUUCUGGUAUUAGUUGUAUCCUAGAUGAUGUGAUUGUGACGGGUAAAAGCGACGCAGAGCAUAUGGCUAACCUGGAGGAGGUCCUUCGACGGCUGCACCACCAUGGGUUAAGAGGCAAUAAAUCGAAGUGUGAGUUCUUCAAAGAAAAGAUCACGUUCUGUGGCCACGACAUUAAUAGCGAAGGCCUGCACAAGACCACCGACAAGACAGCUGCAAUGGUGAAUGCCCCUCGCCCCCAGAGUGUUGCAGAGGUACGCUCCUUCCUGGUAUUGGUGAAUUAUUACCACAAAUUCCUGCCAAAACUUUCUACAAUCCUGCAUCCAUUGAACCAAAUGCUGGAAAGUAACUACCAAUGGAACUGGACAGAUCAAUGCAAAGAAGCCUUUUGCAAAGUUAAAGCAAUGAUUGUUUCAGAUCUGGUGCUUACACAUUAUGAUCCUAACCUUCCCUUACAACUGGCUUGUGAUGCUUCACCUGUAGGAAUUGGAGCGGUACUGUCCCAUGUCAUGACAGACGGCACAGAGCGACCGAUAGCGUUUGCAUCGAGAUCCCUGUCGAAGGCGGAGCGCAACUACGCACAGAUAGACAAAGAAGCGCUGGCUACAGUGUGGGGAGUCAAGAAAUUCCACAAUUACCUGUUCGGUAGGAACUUUACCUUACUGACUGAUCAUGAGCCUCUCACUUCAAUCUUUCAUCCCAGCAAAAGCCUUCCUGUUGUCACUGCUGCUAGAUUACAACGCUACGCUUUGUUCUUGGCGGGUUUUGACUAUACAAUUAGAUACAAGAACACUAAGUUACACGGGAAUGCAGAUGGUUUGUCUCGAUUACCCUUGCAUAGUGAGACAACAGAAGAAGAGCCAGAUCCAGUGGGCCUCUUCUAUGCCACGCAGUUUGAGCCUUUGCCAGUCACAGCAGAACAGGUCAAACGAGAAACACAGAGAGAUCCUCUAUUGGUGAAGGUCCAUGAGUUGGUUAUGAAAGGAUGGUCUACUCCACAAGAUGAAGCGAUUAAACCGUUUUACCAGCGGAAAGUCGACAAACUGACAGUUCACUGUGGUGUCCUAAUGCUUGGACACAGAGCAGUCAUUCCUGCAAAGUUGCAUAAUCAAGUGUUAACCGAGCUUCACGAAGGUCACCUCGGUAUUGUUAAAAUGAAGUCUCUGGCGCGAAGUUACAUCUGGUGGCCCAAAAUUGAUAAGGACAUUGAGCACCUAGCCAAAAGCUGCCCUGGUUGUCAACUUCAACAGAAUGAAGCCGGCAAAGUACCACUACACCCUUAG
Messenger RNA from Paramuricea clavata, 3047 nucleotides. The record is from the annotation of a GenBank genome assembly. Lineage: Eukaryota; Metazoa; Cnidaria; Anthozoa; Malacalcyonacea; Plexauridae.